AUGGCGUCUGAUCCAUUUGACGACCUGCUCGAAAUUGAAAAUGACUAUUACCAAGAAGGCUAUGACGCUGGUGUCGGUGACAGCAGAUACGCAGGUUUGAUCGAAGGUAGGGUCUUCGGCAUAGAAAAGGGCUACGAAAAGGCCCUGGAAUUGGGUAAACAGCGAGGGCGAGCACUGGUAUGGGAACACAGGCUUGAUGUGUCAAUUUCUGGCAACGAAAGCCAUCAGCAGGUGACUUCUUCAUCUGAAAGCCAACCUACCUCUGCAACCUCCGAGGCCGGCAUGAUGCAUCAGAUCACUCAGUCUCUUCCCCGCUUACCAACCACUACGCGACUUCGAAAACACGUUGAAGCCCUGUCAGCUGCGGCAGACCCUGCUGCACUGGCUAGGGACAAUUCAGAUGAAGCGGUCACCGAUUUUGAUGACAGAAUUGCAAAGGCUAAUGCAAAGACCAAGGUAAUCGCUAACAUUGUUGGAGAAGCCUUCAAUCCAAGUUCCACCGGAAACUCUGGGAUAGAAGACAGUACUGGUCUUGACGCCAGGAAAUGA
Molecule: messenger RNA, 549 nt
Organism: Exophiala bonariae
Lineage: Eukaryota; Fungi; Ascomycota; Eurotiomycetes; Chaetothyriales; Herpotrichiellaceae
Exons: 1
Coding region: 1-549 (182 amino acids)
Source: RefSeq, a predicted model, not a curated record